Messenger RNA from Humulus lupulus (European hop), 1035 nucleotides. Its product is annotated as peroxidase 60-like. Lineage: Eukaryota; Viridiplantae; Streptophyta; Magnoliopsida; Rosales; Cannabaceae. The transcript has 4 exons. Gene Ontology annotation, molecular function: heme binding; peroxidase activity. Gene Ontology annotation, cellular component: plasmodesma; plant-type cell wall. Gene Ontology annotation, biological process: response to oxidative stress; hydrogen peroxide catabolic process. The coding region runs from base 1 to 1035 and encodes 344 amino acids. The record is from RefSeq and is a predicted model, not a curated record.
AUGGCGACCAUUGUAGGUAUCUUUGUUUUGGGUAUGAGUGGGCAGUGCUAUGCUGGUUCGUUGCAGAGUGGUUACUACAGCAGAAAAUGCAGCAGCAUCACUUCUACUGGCUUUUGGCCAUUUUUGAAAUUUCAAACAACAGACGUGAAUGUUGAGGCCACUGUCAAAGCCGCCAUGAAAGCAGCUUUUGAUAAAGACCCAACUAUUGCACCUGCACUUCUUCGAAUGCAGUUCCACGAUUGCUUUGUUAAGGGUUGCGAUGCUUCAAUUCUAAUUGAUACAAACAGAGAUGGAAGCCUAACCGAGAAGAAAGCUGGUCCAAAUCUAAGUGUUAGAGGUUAUAACGUUAUAGAUUCGAUUAAGCAAACUUUGGAGGAUUAUUGUGCUGGAGUUGUUUCUUGUGCUGAUAUCAUCGCUAUGGCUACCAGAGAUGCUGUCAACUUCGAUGGAAAAGUGCAGUAUGUUGUAGAGACUGGAAGAUUGGAUGGAAAAGAAUCUAAGCUUACCAAUGUUAAUCUCCCGCCUCCUACAAUUUCAGUGUCUAACUCCAUUAGUGCAUUUAGUCAGAAGGGACUCGAUACCGCGGACAUGGUUUAUCUUCUCGGUGGGCACACUGUUGGAAUAGCACACUGCAGUCUCUUCCAAGAUCGAGUUUACAACUUCAAUGGCAGUGGGAAGCCUGACCCAACAAUGAACUCAACAUUGGUGAAUGCUUUGAAGUCCAAGUGUCCACAGCCGUCAACUGUGGACAACAUCGUUCCCUUGGACCAGACUCCAAAGAGUGCCUUGGUAGUUGAUAAGGCAUUCUAUAAUCAACUACUUAUGAGUAAUGGAAUUCUAAAGAUUGACCAAGAAUUAGCCAUUGAUCAGCACACCAAAAAUAUUGUCUCACAACUAGCCUUUGGGAAUGACUUUGCCCAGAAAUUUGGGCAGGCCAUGGUCAAGUUGGGACGAGUCGAGGUCAUCACCGACACCAGUAAGGGCGAGAUUAGAAAAUCAUGCCGAUCGAUCAACAGAUCAAUAAAAUUAUUCUAG